This is a messenger RNA of Fraxinus pennsylvanica, 567 nucleotides long. The record is from the annotation of a GenBank genome assembly. NCBI's taxonomy places the organism in Eukaryota, Viridiplantae, Streptophyta, Magnoliopsida, Lamiales, Oleaceae.
AUGGAAGAAAAUAACAUGGAGGGGAGGAAAAUAGUAGUGGCAGUAGAUGAAAGUGAAGAGAGCAUGUAUGCUUUAUCUUGGUGUCUCGGCAACCUCUUGUCCCAAAACCAUAAACCAACGAGUACCCUAAUUCUCCUCUACAUCAAACCUCCUCUGGAUGCCACUGGGUAUCUAUUUGCUGGUGAUGUCAUUGCAACCAUGGAAAAACACAACAGUGACUUGACUAAUUCAGUGAUGAGAAGGGCAGAGGCAGUUUACAAAAACUUCAACACUACUGUCGCAGUGGAGAAAAAAGUUGGAAGUGGAGAUGCCAAAGAUGCGAUAUGCAUGGCUGUCGAGAAACUUGGAGCCGACAUCUUAGUCAUGGGAAGCCACGACUAUGGUUUCUUCAAAAGGGCUUUACUGGGAAGCGUAAGUGAGUACUGUGCUAAGCACGUGAAGUGCCCAUUAGUGGUGGUUAAGCGUCCCAAGACUGCCAAGACGCAUCGCCCGCAGAGUAUGGAAGGAUUACUAUGCCAAGGUCGAUGCCGGCCUACUUGGUCGAUGCCUACUGUAAGGAGCCUUUAA